CUCCCAUCCCAUUAACUUUCGACACUUCCACAACAACGCCCACUACAUCGAUUUUGACUCUCGUCCCCUCGUUCGAAGCAUCAGAUACGCGUCUAUCACGACUUACAAUUACUACCAAAAUGCCUCCCAAGAAGUCAACUACUGCCACCCCCAAGAAGGCCGCUGCCUCAACAGCUAGCCAUGGGUCUUUCCAGGACAUGGUAAAGGAUGCUAUUGCCAACCUUAAGGACCGUAAUGGAUCCAGCCGUCAAGCUAUCCAGAAGUACAUCAGGGCCAACAACAAGGUCGACAACCUCUCCGAGACUGCCUUCAAGGGCCACGUCAACCGUGCUAUCGCCCACGGUGAGGAGAAGGGUAUCUUCUUGCGUCCUAAGGGUGCUUCCGGUACCGUGAAGCUCGCGAAACAGGAGGCUAAGCCCGCUGUCGCCAAGAAGACCGAGACCAAGAAGGAGGAGAAGGAGAAGAAGCCUGCUGCAACCAAGGCUAAGACUGCCACCAAGGCCAAGGCUGCUCCUAAGGCUAAGGCUACCACUACCAAGGCGAAGGCUACAACCACCAAGAAAGCACCUGCCACCAAGAAGGCUACCACCACGAAGAAGCCCACCGCUGUCGCUAAGCCCAAGGCGAACGCCAGUAAGCCCCGCAAGUCCGCCACCGCUGACGCUGGCCCUGCCCCUGCCGUCGCAAAGGAGGUCACACGCGUCCUAGGAAAGACAAAGUCUGGACGUGUCACCAAGACCAAGGCACCUGAGAGUCCUGCGUCCAAGGCCGCACCCAAGAAGAGGGGGGCGCCCAAGAAGGCUGCCGCCGCAAAGGCCAUACCAAAGAAGGCCACCCCCAAGAAGGCCACACCGAAGAAGGCAUAAGCGGUUCAUCCGCAACUUUCCUUCGCUGUUGAUUCUUCUCGACUAGCUCUCGUGCGCAGGCCAUUUCCCAGAACGUCUGAGCACUUGAGCCUGUAAUGUGAUAUCCCUUUCUCUCUCUACAUCUGGAACUGGUGGAACGGUAUGGGCCUGGUACUGCUAAGGGGUGUUGAUCUGUCUGUCUGUUCUUUACAUCAUGUCGGCUGGGCGUUAUGGCGCGUUCGCGCAGGUUGGAUUUCUGUAUUUCUCUCUUUUCACUUUAGGAAAGGAGUGUAUCGGUGACGUGACGUGUAUCGUCGUGGCGAUGGAAUGAAUGUCGAAUCAUAAGUUCAAAUUUUGCGC
Molecule: messenger RNA, 1205 nt
Organism: Didymella exigua CBS 183.55
Lineage: Eukaryota; Fungi; Ascomycota; Dothideomycetes; Pleosporales; Didymellaceae
Exons: 6
Coding region: 120-866 (248 amino acids)
Biological process (GO): nucleosome assembly
Cellular component (GO): nucleosome
Molecular function (GO): DNA binding; structural constituent of chromatin
Source: RefSeq, a predicted model, not a curated record